This is a messenger RNA of Mesitornis unicolor (brown roatelo), 4641 nucleotides long. It is a transcript of the gene LMTK2, whose product is annotated as lemur tyrosine kinase 2. The annotation marks the transcript as partial. NCBI's taxonomy places the organism in Eukaryota, Metazoa, Chordata, Aves, Mesitornithiformes, Mesitornithidae. Gene Ontology annotation, molecular function: ATP binding; protein kinase activity. Gene Ontology annotation, biological process: protein phosphorylation. The transcript has 11 exons. The record is from RefSeq and is a predicted model, not a curated record.
CUGAUAACUUUGGCCAUUUGAGUGGUCUGAUACAUUUUGCAUUUGUUUCGUUGUGUGUGACAGAUGGAUCAAAGUCUCAAGUUGCACGUCAGAGUCUAAACUACAUCCAGGAAAUUGGAAAUGGUUGGUUUGGAAAGGUUCUGCUUGGAGAGAUCUACACAGGCACCAGUGUAGCAAGGGUAAUCGUGAAGGAGUUGAAGGCAAGUGCAGGUCCCAAGGAGCAAGAACAGUUUUUAAGAAGUGGAGAACCAUAUUACGUUCUUCAGCAUCCAAAUGUUCUCCAGUGUAUUGGGCAGUGUGUGGAAGCCAUUCCUUAUCUUCUAGUUUUUGAGUUCUGUGACUUGGGUGACCUGAAAACUUAUAUCUGCAAUGAGCAGGAACACAUUAAAGGAGAUUCACAGAUAAUGAUGCUGCAGAGAAUGGCGUGUGAGAUUGCUGCUGGACUUGCUGUAAUGCAUAAACAUAAUUUUGUGCAUAGUGACUUGGCCUUGAGGAAUUGCUUUCUUACAUCUGAUUUAAAUGUCAAAAUAGGAGAUUAUGGUAUAGGAUUCAGUAGAUACAAGGAAGAUUAUAUUGAGACAGAUGAGAAGAAACUUAUAUCUCUACGAUGGACUGCACCUGAGUUAGUAACAAGUUUUCAAGACAGACUGUUAUCAGCAGAGCAGAAUAAAUACAGUAACAUAUGGUCCCUGGGUGUCACACUGUGGGAGCUGUUCGAGAAUGCUGCUCAGCCAUAUUCAGAAUUUUCUGACAGGGAAGUCCUAACCCAUGUCAUAAGGGAGAAGCAGAUUAAACUCUUCAAGCCACGUCUGGAGCAGCCAUACUCUGAUAGAUGGUAUGAAGUUCUGCAGUUCUGUUGGCUACCUCCAGAAAAGAGACCAACAGCAGAAGAAGUGCAUAGACUUUUAACUUACCUUCGCAUGCAAAGCCAAAGGGACUCGGAGAUUGAUUUUGAACAGCAGUGGAAUGCUCUUAAACCAAACACCUCAAAUAGAGAAACAAAUAAUUCUGCAUUUCCAAUUUUGGAUCACUUCACAGGAGACAGACUUGGCCAUGAGAUGGAGGAAGUUCUUACUGUAACUGAAACAAGCCAGGGUCUCAGCUUUGAAUAUAUCUGGGAAGCAGCUAAACAUGAUCAUUUUGAUGAAUGUGGUCAUGUGAAUCCUGAUGAAGCAAUGACAUACACGAGUAUUUUCUUUCCAGUGGAGGUUUUUGAGAGGUCACUUUCAGAGCAAGGGUCAGGAGCACAGGAUGGAAGUGGUCAGGAAGCAUCACUUGCUGUCCCUGGGGUGUUACCGGUGUUUGAUGCACACAAGCUUUCUGUUGGAAAUGACUACUAUAUCCAGUUGGAGGAAAAAGGAAGUGGCUGCACCAUGAAUUUUGAUAACCAGUCGGUUGUACUAACUACAGAAGUUGAUCAUCAAGAAGCUGCACAAGAAAAAAGUUCUCAUUUCACGGUUCUCAGGGAUCUUGAUGUUGAAGAAUCUAGCACUGAUGGGGACUUCUUCCACUACAAUACUGAUCCGAAAGAGGAAUUUUCGCCUGCUACUGGUAGUCCAGAAAGUCCUUUCCAGAGUAUCUUUAAUGACAUUGACAGAUCAGAAGACCUGACAAACAGAAAAGUACUUUGUUUUGCUGAAACAAAUGAUGUUUCUAAAGACUUGAAACCAACUGUUUUACACUCAAACACAGAUGCUAGAAAGGCAGUAGGCCUUUCUGAGAAGGAGCAUUCUGGUCAUGCUUCUGAAAACCAAACACUUUCCUUAUGUGAAAAUAUUUCUAACCAAUCUGACUUAGAAACUUUAGAAGAACUUUCUGAUAACUUCUUAUUUCUUCAAGAGAAAAACUUAUUAGCAGGGUUAUUGACUAAAAAAGCCAGCAGUGAUUUGGGGCAAAACCCAGAAGAUGUUCUAAAAAGUUUAUUAGAAACCUCCAAGAGAAACUCUGUAGAGCCUGAGCCUGUCUUGGCUGAAAAUGCACAGGUCUUUUCUUUAAUCCAUGAAAGUCUUAAAACAGUGAAAGAUGAAAAUUUUAACCCAGUGACAAUGAAUAAAGAUCCAAAUUCUCAGUCUCAGACUACUGUAGAGAUGCAGGCACCCUCUAGUCCAUCUGCAGCAUCUAAGUCCUGUGAUGAAUGGGCAACUCUUCCUUAUUUGAAGAAUGAGGGAAAACUUUCAAAUGUGGAAGUCAGUGAAGUUGUGUCCUAUAACACUGAUAUGCUCUGUCAAGAAGAGCUAUCCAAUAAUGCCAAAAAUAAUAAUGUUGGAAAAAAUCCUUGUUACAGUAUUGCUGCUGAAACAGAUGAGCGCGAUGCACAAAUAAAACAGAGCAUGCUUUUCAAGUCUGAUGAAAUAGCUUUUAGUAGAGAGAAAUGUAGUGACCAGGAAGAUUCAAAAAGAAACUUGCAAGAUAAGACUCCCAUAUUAAAAAAAGAUAAAUGUUUAUUGGAGGAAAACCAUGAAGUGUCAAAUCAUUUUGAGAACUGUAAGGAUGUUCCAGAAGAGGUGACCUUAAUUUCUGUUGCUGCUUCAGAUUGUGCAAGCCAGGAUAGUCUUUUAGAAGACAGCCCGUCUCCUAUACAAACUGCAAAACAAGCCUUAGAGACACCUGAUUCUUUGGACUCUUUAGAUGUAAAUGAGGUUUUAGAAUCUUUACAGGCUCAAAGUCCUCAGAAACUUUUGCCACCCGAUAAACCUGCUGACAGUGGCUAUGAAACGGAGAACCUGGAAUCUCCAGAAUGGACUUCCCAUGUCACUGUUGAGGAUGCUUCUGGUGUAGAUACUGCACUCUGUGUUGUCAGCGAGAGCAGUGUCAGUGCUUUACCUCCUAAUCCAGUCAUCAUUGUUUCAGAAGCAGCAGCUUGUUUAGAUGCAGUGAACAGCAGUUUUGAAGUAACCCCAAAGGUUUUUCUGGGUGGAAAUCAAAGCUCCUAUAGAGACUCUGCCUAUUUCUCUGAUAAUGAUUCUGAGCCAGAUAAAAAAUCAGAAGAGACUGUAAAUCUGUCAAGAGAGACUGCAUGUGUUGUUUCUUCAAACAGAGGAGAGAAUAAUGCUGAAGAGGAUUACACUUUAGAAGAGAAACAGCAAAAGUGUGAUGUAAAGAAUUACCAGGAUACCAAUAAUGAAAAUGCAGAACUAGAGCUGAAUCACAACUUAGAGAUGGAAGAGAUGGAUGUGAGGAUGCAGGGGUGUCCUGAUGAGUGGUCUGAGGCAACUCUGAAUUCCCUGGAAAUAUUGCUAGGAAAUAGCCUAAGGGAUGAAAUAAGAUUAUCUGAGGCUUCCCAUAAAACUGUCUCUUGUGUUGGCACUAAUACUGCAGAACUUCUUUCACACAGAGACUUAAAGUCUGUGCAUAACUUACACGGUCCUUUAGAUCUGAGUAACAGUGAGAAGUCCUUCUAUCACAUUGAAGGACAAAAACUGAAAGAGCCAGAUAUUGAAGGAAAAUAUCUCGGCAAACUCGAUGUUUCUGGAAUGCUUGAUUUAGAAGAUGGUGAUGAUGCAGAUGAGGAAGAUGAAAACAGUGAUUCUGAGGAUGACAUGAGGACUUUUCAUAUGCAUAGUCUGAGUUCUGAGAGUGAAGAUGAAACUGUUCACCAAGUACCUGAGAUACUUACUGAGAAGGAUGAUGGGAAACAUCUGAGAAGCUUGUUGAAACUUCCAAAACCUCUUAAUGAAAGGCAACAUGAGCAUUGGAAAAAUGAGAAAAAGGCCGUAAAGUUCUUUGAUGAUGUGACAGUCUAUUUGUUUGAUCAGGAAACGCCAACUAAGGAGCUGGGAAACCGAGCAGCAGACUUGAGCGGCGAAGGCUCUCACAGCACUCCCGUCCCAUCUUCCAGUUUUAGUUACUUAAACAGAUUUGCAAAUUCAGAAAGCUCCACAGAUGAAGAAGGUGGAGGUUUUGAAUGGGAUGAUGACUUCUCUUCUCCGGAGCCAUCCUUUAUAUCAAAGGCAGCUAAUAGUCUUAUUAGUUCUAAACCACCUCUUCAGUCAUCAAAGUACUUCUCUCCACCUCCACCUUCCCGGACUCUUGAUCAGAACUGGUCACAUUCGUCCCCUUACUCCAGAUUCUCUAUCUCUCCUGCAAAUAUGGCAAGCUUCUCUCUUACGCAUCUUACAGAUUCAGAUAUAGAGCAAGGAGGAAGCAGUGAAGAUGGAGAAAAAGAUUAAAUGAAUUAAAACUUGCUCAGACUACGUGCAUAAAACACACAGACUUUGUGGAACUUCUUUAUCUGAACUCUGGAUCUUCCUGGAGUGACACAGGUAAUCAAAGAAGUACCACGAAAUGAAAGUAAACACUGAAAGCAAUGUUAAAUCAGGACAUUAAUUUGAAUGUGUAUUUAACUUUGUAAUGUAUUUUUAAAUCAGUGCAAUUUUGCGUUUCAUUGAAAGACUAUUCUGCCGCUGUUUUCAAGUACUUGAAGUAUUUUUCAGAUAACUUAAGAAACAAGUAAAGCAAUUACACUACAGUCUGGUUUAUGUAUGAGAUUGUAUAAUAUUCUUUUUAUAUUUUUCCAUGUAGUUCAAUACCUAUUUGAACAUACACCUGUUGUAGAAUUGUGUAUAACUGUCCUGUGCAACAGGUGGCUGUGUUGCUGAAACUGUAUGAAUGAUAGUUGAUCAGUAGUGAGCCAUAUUUAUU